AUGUCUUCUAAUAAAGUAAAUGACUUAAAAUUAAAGCUACAAUCAGCCACCAGACGGAAUCUAAGAAACGGGAAAGUGGAAAAUGAAUUAAAUAGUAUGGAACGCGCUCUGAUUGAAGAUAUUUCAUUGAUCAAAUCCGAAUGUGAUUUUAUGUUGCAACAGAUGCAGGAUCUAAAGAAUCAAAUAUCUCAAGUGACUCAUCAAAUAUCAAUCAUUGAAAUAUGCAGCGUCUCCGAGAAGUCUAAAAUAGAAAGUCACCUUCAGAAUAUUAACGCUCACAAACAAGGAUUCGAUGCUAUGAACGCGAGAGAGCGCAAGAUAUCUGAACUCCAUAACAAAGAACUCGAGCAUAAACAACAGGCGGAGGAAGAAAUCGAACGUCAGAAAUUAGCAAAGAUUUUGGAGAUGAACGAACGUAAAGGCAUACAGGCAGCCGCUGUAGAAAGCGAAUGCGAAGCUAUAGAACGCGAAUGCAAUGUUUUGACGAAAAGAAACAAGGCCAUAAUGCUAAAGCUAAGACGCAAAUUAGUAGACGCCGAAGACACCAGACGCAGGCUUAUGACGCAAAAUGGAUUACCAGUCGUACCAUCGUGUGACGAUAAUUAA
Molecule: messenger RNA, 606 nt
Organism: Pararge aegeria (speckled wood butterfly)
Lineage: Eukaryota; Metazoa; Arthropoda; Insecta; Lepidoptera; Nymphalidae
Exons: 5
Coding region: 1-606 (201 amino acids)
Source: RefSeq, a predicted model, not a curated record